This is a messenger RNA of Physcomitrium patens, 1794 nucleotides long. RefSeq lists its product as uncharacterized. The record is from RefSeq and is a predicted model, not a curated record. NCBI's taxonomy places the organism in Eukaryota, Viridiplantae, Streptophyta, Bryopsida, Funariales, Funariaceae.
GUCGCACUCACCUUGGUUUCCUCGCCCGAUUCCGUGUGCACACGACCAAUUAGGGUUUCAUGACGAUUGAUUGCAUCGUCAGCAGAUCGAGAGAUUGAGUUGCUGCAGAUUGCGCGAGCUGGAACCCCGAGGUAGUUUUGCUGGUACGCAUUUGCAAGCAGGACGGCUUGAGUUCUUCAGCUGUAAUUAGUGUCUCGGCUCCGUAAUUUGUUUUAAGGAUUUUAGACGAUUCAAUGCGCUCUUGCUUCUGCUCUCAUGCCUGCCCUACCCAGCAAUCGACGGUUUGACACCGAUCGGAGGGUUGACACCCUUGCCGGAGUGUGAGAUAGCUUACUCAUUUACUUGAGUUUCGAGGUUUUGAGUUCGUCCAUGACUGUUGAGCGCUCUUUAAGUUGGGUUUACAGAUUCCUUUUUCCGAGGUAGUAGCAUUAUUGGAAUUAGUAGAUUAAGUAGACAAUGCCACCAAUGAUAAGUUUACAUGGUCUUUGCUAAUUGGAAUUGAAGGCUGUCGAACAUCAUGCGUCUCUGCGUACGACGAAGUGGCGUUUGACUUGCAUUAUACUGUUCGCCUGUACAUGAGCUUUUCUUAAAACCAAGAGCAGGAGAGAUUUGCAGGUUGGGGCUUGUGUUGACGAGGCCAUAAUGCAAACAAUGAUUGAUCUGGCAAUGCCAUCAAUCCAUACCUCUGGUGGCUUGGCAUGUAUGAUUGGUAGUACUCUGGCAUGCAGGUUUGAGGUAGCUGAGUUCUUUGUGAGCUGGCAAGGAGUGCUCACACUUGCAUUUACUGGAUUCCCAGAUGCUCUUUUAGAGCUUAAAACCCAAGUCGAAGAGUUUUACCCUGGUGUAAUGAAGGAAUUCCCUGGAUCUAAGUGGCCCAAAGUCAGCAUUGGAUGCCUUCGCGAUAAUAAGCGUCUUAGUAGAUUAGAUCUCGAAAGGCUGCGUGACAUCUGCAGUGAAGAGAACUCGUACCUAAUCUCUACGACUCCACCGGUUGAAGUGGACAAACUCUCAAUUGUUCUCUUUUCAAAUUGCUGCCUUGAACAAACACUAAUGACAACAGAUGUCACUCUCGCUCUUCCAGCUGAUUUGAGGCCACCCAACAGCGAACAUCGCGCCAGUGUACGAUCUGUUCUGGAUGAAUUUCGUCGAGAAAAUCUCGACAAUUACUAUUUCAAUGCCUCUAAAGAUGGCAACCGGUCAGCUCAUUACAGAGGGUUCAAGGCCGGUGUAACACUUGUUCACUUCCUAACCAGCAUUCCUAGAGCGAUUGCUAGAUUUAGGGAGCGCGUGGAGAGAGAGCUGCCCAACAUGUAUGAUUGGUUUGCUGAUCGUGCUCUCCACAUUACAGUGCGAGCAAUCCUAUGAUUAAUCACUGAUGGGAUAAUCUGGUUUCAUGUCAGCGCUUCAUACCUUGAUACCUUGGACACACUGCACUGCUACAAAGUGGAUGAUAUCUCAAAAACUUGAUAACAUGCCUGAUUUGUGUGCACAGAGACGAAUAGGCAGAAGUUAUUGCUAGUGCUUGGUUUCCGUGAGCAGUCGAUCUUUUCGAUCUACUGCAUCAUGAAUGACUUCCUAAUAAACCACAUAUCUUCAGUCUAUGAAGACCUACAACAAUAUAGAAUGUGCGUCCUCUCGACUGCCCAACAAUUUGGGAUGGAGUGGAGGAUCAUGUUCCAUCAAGAUAGUUAAUUAAAUGAAUGAAUAAAUGAACAUAGUUUUGAACUAGAAUUGAUUUAAUGUAUUAUAUAAGUAUAUUAAUUUACUGCAAUCAAUGAUGCAUGCUAUGUUUUA